AUGAAAAAUGUUCAGAAUGCAUUGCGUGGGCGUUGGUCUCUAUUCUUCAUGUCAAAACAGAAAUCCGACGUCAAAGUUCUCAAAGGCCAAGAAGCCGAAGACAAGGUCCUGGAAUAUGUCAAACGCAUGAAUCGACCGUAUGGUGCUGUGGACGUUGCCGCAAACCUCAAAGGGGCCGUUCCGAAGGCCGCUACGCAGAAGAUUCUAGUAAGUCUGGCAGAAAAGGGUGCGCUAGUGCAGAAGACAUAUGGAAAAACUACGUUCUUCGUAGCGAAUCAAGCCAAGCUUGAGACGGUGCCAGCAGAGAAAAUCGCUCUUUUUGAAGAAGAGCAUAAGCGCAUCGAUGAUGAGAAUAAGCUACUGUUAUCUGAAAUCAAAUCUGCAAGUAACGAGCUAUCAAAGAUCAAAAGCAUGCCCUCUGACGCAGAACUGAACACUCAGAUUGCUGAGCUCAUGCAAGUGAUAGCGAAGAAGCAGGCUACACUUCAACCUUUACGAUCCGGUAGCCCCCUAGUGUCCGCCGAAGACCUUGCUCUAGUAGACGCAGAGUGGAUCAAAUGGCGAACGGAAUGGGCGCGCCGACGCAAAAUUUUCACCAACUUCUGGCAACUUACGACAGACGUACUUGCGCCCCAAGAUGCAACGGAACUCUCGGAAGAGCUCGGUAUUGAACUGGACGCGCCUGAACACGCGGCGCUGGAACGCAGCAUGCUAUGCAAGAAUGUGAACAUUAAGAAUCCGUUGAAGAGGAAACGAUAGUGUUGCGCAAUUGUCUCUGGUCUGGUUCGCUCUGCUUUGGUUGUAUCUGGAACUUGUGCUUGGAACCGUGCUGCGGUUGUACUCAGUAUUGUAU
Guyanagaster necrorhizus is the source of this 853-nucleotide messenger RNA. RefSeq names its product TBPIP-domain-containing protein. Gene Ontology annotation, biological process: meiotic joint molecule formation; meiotic strand invasion involved in reciprocal meiotic recombination; homologous chromosome pairing at meiosis. NCBI's taxonomy places the organism in Eukaryota, Fungi, Basidiomycota, Agaricomycetes, Agaricales, Physalacriaceae. Gene Ontology annotation, molecular function: double-stranded DNA binding; recombinase activator activity. The record is from RefSeq and is a predicted model, not a curated record. The transcript has 7 exons. The coding region runs from base 1 to 759 and encodes 252 amino acids. Gene Ontology annotation, cellular component: DNA recombinase auxiliary factor complex; condensed nuclear chromosome.